Armigeres subalbatus is the source of this 2596-nucleotide messenger RNA. RefSeq lists its product as uncharacterized. The coding region runs from base 122 to 2512 and encodes 796 amino acids. Gene Ontology annotation, cellular component: nucleus. Gene Ontology annotation, molecular function: zinc ion binding. The transcript has 4 exons. Lineage: Eukaryota; Metazoa; Arthropoda; Insecta; Diptera; Culicidae. The record is from RefSeq and is a predicted model, not a curated record.
GUCAAAAUGUGUGAAGAUUGAUGUUAAGCACAUUCACAUUAGAAACGUUUGUUUGUAAAUAAGUUCAGGAUCGCUUUAAUUUUUAUUUUUUACGGAAAUCAGUUACAAUUAUAUCGCUUUUAUGGACACAGCGAGGGAAAAUAUUGUAAAAUAUGCGGCCGGCAGUCAGGAAGACAACUUCUGCCGGCUGUGCUUCGUGAAGGCAUUCAAAUUACGGAACGUAUUUCCUUACGGAGACGAUCCCGAUAAUGACCUGUAUCGCAAAAUUUGUAACCUAGCGCUGGUAAAAUUGGAAUCCAAACUUGAGCCGGAUUGUUGCAUUUGUUCCCGCUGCCUAACUUAUCUGGAGGAUUUCAGUAAGUUCCAGCAACAAUGCGUAGAGUACAAUCGUUUGCUUUAUCAAACCAGAGGGCAAGGCGAACCCCCAUCGCUUCCUGAGGCGACGGCCAAUGCUCCUCAGCUUCAAACUGUUAGCAGCAGUAUAUCACUUCCUACUUCCACCGGUGCCAGACGUGGGAGAAGAAAGAAAGACGUGGAUCCGUUUGAAUCAUCUCAGGAUCUUGAUUCGACUGGUGUUGGGAGAAGUGUGACUAAGCGUAAGAUCAAGCCACCAAAACGGUAUUCGCCCAUUAAGGAUAAAAAAUCAACAGAACGCAAGCCUAUCAAGUCAAAGGCAAAGCAGGAUUCUGAGUCAAGUUUUGAAGAAGAUGCCAGCGAUUCGGCUGAUGAUUACAUACCCUUGGCCAAACGGAAGUUGAAUGCUAGCAGAUCGUCUCGUACGAGCGCUCCGACGACAACCCCAAAGCGAAGUCGACGUGGAAAAGUCAUGAACAUCGAUCAGUCAACUCCGGAAGCGAUCGAUGGGAAACCAGCCAAGGUUUUGACUUCAACGAACUUCAUAGUUUAUAAUGCGGGACAUGGCAGUAUCAACAUCAUGGCAGGAGGUUAUCGGUACUACAAGUACCGGAUGUACAGAAGCGGUAAGGAAGUUCGGUACGGAUGGCAGUGCAUUGAGUCGGAUUGUCCCUCACAGUUGUAUACGAGUAGUUUCACUACGGGUAUCAUUUACUGGAGAGAUCGGUACUUUGAGCACAAUCAUCCGUCGGACAAUGUCGAACAGUUGAUGGACACAAAAGAAGAGGAUAUGACCCAAGAUGAGUAUGACGAGGAGAUGUCCAACGAGUACGAAGUGAUAAGUAGCGGUCGGGGUAGGCAUACGUACAAGCUGCUGAAAUUCUCUACCGGUCGGGAAAUUAUGCUUUAUGCUGAUCAUCGUCAUCGACUGCUGACGGAAAGACCGGACGGUAUUAAAAUUUUCGGAUGUACCACUGCCUCAUGCCAAACGAUCAUCUACAUAUCGAAGGACAAUGAAAUGCGCGUCUACUGUGGCAGCUUCACCAGCACAGAAGAGGCCGCUGAUCAAGCCUAUCGAAAGACAUCCAAAAUCCUUCGGUUCGAGGGCCACUACUUCAUUUACAGUGGCCGUAAGUUGGAAGACAGAAACUGUACGUCUUGGUUUUGUGUCAUGCGCAGAACCACCGAAUGUCAAACGGUGAUCUACUGCACCAAGGACGACACUAUUAUCACGCUUAGAAAUCAGAUUAAAUACGCUCACAAUCAUCCGCCUGAUGCUUUCAAACUUAAGGAAGGGAUGCGUGCUGUCGAAGUAAAAAAGGCAAGCCUUCCGUUGGAAUCAACCAAUUAUCAUAUAGCCAAAAAUACACAGCGGACCGAUUUCCUAAUUUUCGAAGGUAUACGAUACUGCAUUGUAAGCACCAGGGUGGAUGGAUCAAAAACUUGUCGCUGCUUGGAAACCGACAACUGCGCCGGGUAUGUCUUUCUGCUUCCUAACGGAACAGUGGUCAAGUACAACAACUUUAACGAACACAGCCAUCCAAUGCCCGAUCCACCGAAGAGUAUCUACGAGUUUGAUUACAUCAUUGAAACACUGGAUGUAAGUAAGAGCUCAGAAGAUAACGCGCUCCAUCGUUGGUACAAAGAUUACGAGUACAUGCAGAGCACCAAAAAAGAUCCUGGCUUCCUGUACUAUCGAUGUGUCGAGCGGUCCACCGGAUGUACGGCGGCGUUCAUCACCAACGAGGACUUCAGCAACAUCAGGGAAACUAUCGAACAGCAUACGCAUCCAAGCCCAAAGAUCGAGAAGCAACAGCGAAAGACGAUGAUAGCAAUCGAAGGCAACAAGAACUUCAGGAUGACGGCGAACAGCGAAGGUCACGAGAUAAUGAAGUAUCAGGGAAAUCGGUACUGUCACUUCUACAACCAUAAGGAGGGCUGGCGGGUGUGGCGAUGCUUCGGCGCACCGCGGUGUAGAUCAACACUGUUCCAGGACCGUUCGAGUGGCAAGGUUAAUGAUGUGGAGAGAAUUGCCCACGUGCAUACCAAUAGUUGGAUACAACGCGAGGAACCCAACGGAGACGUCGAUGAUAAUAUUGCGAAGGAUGAGAACCCGGAGGAGGGUUCGGACAGUCACGAUAGUGAGGAUUGGAUUUGAACUGGGAAAAAGGUAUGUAAGCACUGAUAAUGUUGGUAAUAUGAUCAAUUGAUCAAUCUAAAUAAAGUGAUUAACACUGGUGUA